CUGCCCACGCAUCUUUCUAUCUGGCGAACGCACCGUCAAUGUCUAGCCUCUCUUUCUGAAUUUUUUUAACACUUUUAUUUUCUUUUUUCCUUUCUGUUAGAUUUUCCAACCCUCUAUUUCCUCAUCCUGAUACAUAGUCUCUCUCCUUUCAGAUUUGCUGUGAAAUUUUGUAAUUUUGCUCCCUUCCUCGCUCUCUCCCUUCUGGAUGUCAGACUUUUUUGCUGCAUGUUAUAAAUGCACAGCUCAUCCAUGCCAUCGCAAAUCCAGCGGGAUUCCGUGUUUUUUCUCUAUGGGAGGUUAAGGAGUAAAACUGAAGACGGAGGAAUCAAACAUUUUAGUGCAGGAAGAAGAAACUCUCACAUUGUCCAGUGUGUGAGGACACGGGAACAAUGUUGGUCUUGCAACAUGAUUCGCUGUGAGGGGCUCAAGGAGACGAGAACCUGAGAGGGAACUGCUUCAAUGGCGUGGACUGAGCCUCGGUCUCAUCAAGACCCACAGCCAAAACCAAAACUGAAACUUUACCAUCUCAGAACUCACUCUGCUUCUUUAUCAGCUCUCUUUUUCCUCAUGAUUGCUGCCUUUGCUGGCAUCUGUACAGCUGCUCCACCGCGGCCAGCCUUCCCCCCUCUCCUGUCUGGACAGCCUUUUAUUAUCUUCUGGGGUAUCCCUGAUUCUUCCUGCUCUGGUCGGCCAGAUCCCGGCUCUUUCGGGAUGGAACGGGACAGCCGUGUAGCUGUCUUUUAUGAAGAUACAUUGGGGAACUACCCUUACUUUGUAGAUAUAGACACGCCAAUAAAUGGGGGACUACCACAGCACACACGGCUGGAAACUCACCUCCAGAAGAUGAAGCAGGACUUAGAGGAAGCUCUACCUGCCCCAAGGUACCUUGGUCUGGGGGUACUGCGUUGGGGUGAGUGGGUCCCUCAGUGGUCACGGAGUCGAGAGAAGCAAGCGUUAUAUGUGGAGGCAUCAAAGAAACUGCUCAAGGGUUUUUUUCCUAACUGGACCCCUGCAGAAGUGGAGAAGUGGUCAAAGGUGGACUUCGAGGCAGCAGCCCAGUCAGUAAUGAUGGAGACGCUACGGGAGGUCAAAAAGUUAAGACCCAAAGCAUUAUGGGGCUUUUCCCCUUACCCUAGCUGCUACAAUAGCGACCCAACUCAAACCAUGUUAGCCAAUUACACCGGCCAGUGCCCCCCUGCAGAGAUGGCUCUUAAUGAUGAGCUUUCAUGGCUAUGGAAACGAAGCUCUGCCCUCUACCCUCUCCUCACCCUGGAGAAGCUGCAGAGUGGGACACCUGGAGCCAGACUUUUUUUAUCCAGUCAAAUAAAGGAAGCACUACGAAUAUCUUCUGCAAGCGGGGCAGAGUUUGACCUUCCAGUAUUUCCUCUUGUUAAGAGUGUUUAUGCCUCAACUAACACUUUUUUAUCACAGGCUGAUCUGGUCAGCAGCGUAGGAGAAAGUGCUGCCAUGGGAACAGCAGGAGUUGUCGUGUGGGAGAGAAGUGAGAUUAAAACAGAGAGAGAGUGCCAGGAACUGGCUGAGUUUGUCCGUAAGGUCCUGGGACCCUACUCCAUCAAUGUUACCACAGCAGCUCGACUCUGCUCAGCCUCCCUUUGUCAAGGAAGAGGUAGAUGUGUCCGUCAAAAUCCAGAAAGCUCUGCCUAUCUCCAUCUCCCACCUCCAUCCAGAGUGGCUGAAAAGUCUCAGGUGGAGGCAGCGAAAGCCACGGAUCUGCCGGACACAGACACUAAGACAGCUGAACCGGAUCCAGCUGAAACCUGGAAGAAAGACUUCCAGUGCCAGUGGUAUAAGACAGAAGACCAGGAUGUCUUAGACCUGCAGUCUCCCAAAGAUGGAGUGUCUCUUGGAGGAACACUGGAAGCAAAUGCUGGAGGUGUAACAGAGACUACAACAACUGCCGCAACAAAACGUGCCUCUGUGACAGAAUUUAGUGGGAGUAGCACAGCUGGUACUGGAAUUCCAGCACCUUCACUGGAAGCAUCGACAGAUAAGGGUACCAAUCCCCCAAGUCCCCCAAGCAUCACCGUUUUGCUGUUGCUGGUGGUUGGAAGCCUAAGCCUGGAACCUUAAAUUUUGAACUGAACAGCCUUCCUCUUGGAGGACUGCAUCAAAACCACAUGUGUGAGCCCUUCUGAAGUGCCCUUGAGCAAAACAUCCAAACCCUGCCAGGUGCAGACAAUUAACCAAGUGUGUGAUCUGAAUGGUGCAUCAUUAAGAAAAGGACAAACUAUGACCAGAGCUGAGGGUGAAGACCUACCACUGGUUGUGCCAACAGAUUCAGGUUACACUGACUGGUUGGAUUUAAAGAGAAAUGACUAAUAAGCCAGAAAGUCAUCCAACCUCGCCACGCACUGGUAACGUUUGUAAAACUGCUUUGAGGUUUGUCCGUGCAUGUGUGUAUGGCCAGAGAAGGCCCAAAAUACUCUGGCUCCCCUUGUAUUUCAAGAAAUGAGUCAUGUUAAAGGGCUGGUUCAAAAAUAAAUGUUUUAUUUUAUCAUGAAAUAAAAGAACAGAAGA
Pundamilia nyererei is the source of this 2538-nucleotide messenger RNA. RefSeq names its product hyaluronidase-1. Gene Ontology annotation, molecular function: hyalurononglucosaminidase activity. Gene Ontology annotation, cellular component: cytoplasmic vesicle. The coding region runs from base 460 to 2091 and encodes 543 amino acids. NCBI's taxonomy places the organism in Eukaryota, Metazoa, Chordata, Actinopteri, Cichliformes, Cichlidae. The record is from RefSeq and is a predicted model, not a curated record. Gene Ontology annotation, biological process: carbohydrate metabolic process; hyaluronan catabolic process. The transcript has 7 exons.